AUGCCCCCAGAGACGGUUGGUGUUUUCCUCUGGGCGCUGCGCCUCCCCAGCCUGUCUCUGCUCCCCUCGGUUCCGCACAGCCGUGUGCGUGGUGGGGAGGCUCUGUCACAGCGGCUGGGACCCGGAGGGCGCCCGGAGCAUCGGGCAGGGGGGACGGGACGGGGGGGAACAGGAGGAACGGGAGCGAGGGUCUCUCCCAUCCCGGGGUGGGAGCGGCGGCGCCUGGCGCGGGGCAGGUGCGGGACCCGUGUGGGGAGCGGUGCCGGACCGAGCUCCGGGCCGUGCCCAUCCCGGGAGCGGUGCCGGGCCGAGCUCCGGGCAGUGCCCAUCCCGGGAGCGGUGCCGGGCCGAGCUCCGGGCCGUGCCCAUCCCGGGAGCGGUGCCGGGCCGAGCUCCGGGCAGUGCCCAUCCCGGGAGCGGUGCCGGGCCGAGCUCCGGGCCGUGCCCAUCCCGGGAGCGGUGCCGGGCCGAGCUCCGGGCAGUGCCCAUCCCGGGAGCGGUGCCGGGCCGAGCUCCGGGCCGUGCCCAUCCCGGGAGCGGUGCCGGGCCGAGCUCCGGGCAGUGCCCAUCCCGGGAGCGGUGCCGGGCCGAGCUCCGGGCCGUGCCCAUCCCGGGAGCGGUGCCGGGCCGAGCUCCGGGCAGUGCCCAUCCCGGGAGCGGUGCCGGGCCGAGCUCCGGGCCGUGCCCAUCCCGGGAGCGGUGCCGGGCCGAGCUCCGGGCAGUGCCCAUCCCGGGAGCGGUGCCGGGCCGAGCUCCGGGCCGUGCCCAUCCCGGGAGCGGUGCCGGGCCGAGCUCCGGGCAGUGCCCAUCCCGGGAGCGGUGCCGGGCCGAGCUCCGGGCCGUGCCCAUCCCGGGAGCGGUGCCGGGCCGAGCUCCGGGCAGUGCCCAUCCCGGGAGCGGUGCCGGGCCGAGCUCCGGGCCGUGCCCAUCCCGGGAGCGGUGCCGGGCCGAGCUCCGGGCAGUGCCCAUCCCGGGAGCGGUGCCGGGCCGAGCUCCGGGCCGUGCCCAUCCCGGGAGCGGUGCCGGGCCGAGCUCCGGGCAGUGCCGUGUCGGAGCGCGGUUCCGGGC
Molecule: messenger RNA, 1068 nt
Organism: Ficedula albicollis (Collared flycatcher)
Lineage: Eukaryota; Metazoa; Chordata; Aves; Passeriformes; Muscicapidae
Product: translation initiation factor IF-2-like
Exons: 2
Source: RefSeq, a predicted model, not a curated record